This is a messenger RNA of Otolemur garnettii (small-eared galago), 3079 nucleotides long. It is a transcript of the gene U2AF2, whose product is annotated as U2 small nuclear RNA auxiliary factor 2. Lineage: Eukaryota; Metazoa; Chordata; Mammalia; Primates; Galagidae. The coding region runs from base 1032 to 2459 and encodes 475 amino acids. Gene Ontology annotation, cellular component: nuclear speck; commitment complex; U2-type prespliceosome. Gene Ontology annotation, molecular function: pre-mRNA 3'-splice site binding; poly-pyrimidine tract binding. The record is from RefSeq and is a predicted model, not a curated record. Gene Ontology annotation, biological process: mRNA processing. The transcript has 12 exons.
UACGCAGGCGCAGAAUUUCGUCCCCCCCCUCACAUCCACUCCCACCCGGCGCAGGCGCACAAAGCCGCACAGACAACCUCCGCAGCAGCUGCGCGCACCCUUAUCCUCGCUGGCUGCUUGUCUCGCCCAACCUCCUCAGGUCUUCCGCCAGACUUAAGCUUUUCUUUUUUUCCAUUCUCCUCACCGGUAGAGCCAGGUGCCGAGAACCAGGACCCCGCCCCCUUUUCUGUAUCCCUAACCCUGACCCACCUCGCCUCCAUCCUCCCUCCCUUUUCUGUUCACGAAGCCGGAAGAAGCCGAAACGGCGACGGAAAGAGCCGAAGCUGCGCCCAGUGAGCGAGGCCUUCCCAAAGAGGUGGCGGAAGGAACCGAAGUUCUCCGACGGGAGGAGUGACCGAGUAGAAUCUCCGGAAAAAGCCGAACCUUGGAAUCGGGCUUAAUAUCUGGAGGGGCUCGAGGGCCAGUGCCGGAAACCUUCAAGGGCCGAAUUCCGGGACGGUUGGAAGUGGCGAAUUGUUUGGACUGAGCCGGUGGAGAAGGCGGGGCGACACUGCGGACGAAGCCAAAGACUGGGAAGGUUUCAAUUGUUGGAAAACGCCGAACCUUUAGCGGGGCCUGGGCGCAGUCGGACGCGAGGACCCGCAGAAACUUCCGAACGCUGAGGCGCUUAACUCCCGAAAAGUUACGGAGACCUAGGAAGUCGGCUAAACCCUUGCUUCGGGUGUUUUCGGAAACAGCUGAAGCAGCCGCCUGCCGACCACUACGACCGCUGUCCGGAAAUAGCCGACGCGCUUCGGAGUCAGGCUCGGGGGCGGGGGCGGGGUAGCUCGCGGGGAGGUGGAAGGGGAGAGGGGGCGGAGCCGGGGCGGGGCUGGGCGGGCUGCCGGGGGCUUGACUAGGUAGGAGGCGGUGAAGCGCCGGCGGCGGCCGGAAGUAGCCGAAGUCAGCGGCGGAAGUAGCCGAAGCGGCCAGAGCGGGCGGGCGGCAAGGCGAGGCGAGAGCUGCACAAGGCCCUACGCGGCCGCCUCAGCAUGUCGGACUUCGACGAGUUCGAGCGGCAGCUUAACGAAAAUAAACAAGAGCGGGACAAGGAGAACCGGCACAGGAAGCGCAGCCACAGCCGCUCUCGAAGCCGGGACCGUAAGCGUCGGAGCCGGAGCCGGGACCGGCGCAACCGGGACCAGCGGAGCGCCUCCCGGGACAGGCGUCGACGAAGCAAACCUUUGACCAGAGGCGCUAAAGAGGAGCACGGUGGAUUGAUUCGUUCCCCCCGCCAUGAGAAGAAGAAGAAGGUCCGUAAAUAUUGGGACGUGCCACCCCCUGGUUUUGAGCACAUCACUCCAAUGCAGUACAAGGCCAUGCAAGCUGCGGGUCAGAUUCCAGCCACUGCCCUUCUCCCCACCAUGACCCCUGAUGGUCUGGCUGUGACCCCAACACCAGUGCCUGUGGUCGGGAGCCAGAUGACCAGACAGGCCCGUCGCCUCUACGUGGGCAAUAUCCCCUUUGGCAUCACUGAGGAGGCCAUGAUGGAUUUCUUCAAUGCCCAGAUGCGCCUGGGGGGGCUGACCCAAGCCCCUGGCAAUCCUGUCUUGGCGGUGCAGAUUAAUCAAGACAAGAAUUUUGCCUUUUUGGAGUUUCGCUCAGUGGACGAGACUACCCAGGCCAUGGCCUUUGAUGGCAUCAUCUUCCAAGGCCAGUCACUGAAGAUCCGCAGGCCUCAUGAUUACCAGCCGCUGCCUGGCAUGUCAGAGAACCCCUCUGUCUAUGUGCCUGGAGUUGUGUCCACUGUGGUCCCUGACUCUGCCCACAAGCUGUUCAUCGGGGGCUUACCCAAUUACCUGAAUGAUGACCAGGUGAAAGAACUGCUGACAUCAUUUGGGCCUCUCAAAGCCUUCAACCUGGUCAAGGACAGUGCCACGGGGCUCUCCAAGGGCUACGCCUUCUGUGAGUACGUGGACAUCAACGUCACGGAUCAGGCCAUCGCAGGGCUGAAUGGGAUGCAGCUGGGGGAUAAGAAGCUGCUUGUCCAGAGGGCAAGUGUGGGAGCCAAGAAUGCCACGCUGGUGAGCCCCCCGAGCACCAUCAAUCAGACACCUGUGACCCUACAAGUGCCAGGCUUGAUGAGCUCCCAGGUGCAGAUGGGCGGCCACCCAACGGAGGUCCUGUGCCUCAUGAACAUGGUACUGCCCGAGGAGCUGUUAGAUGACGAGGAGUAUGAGGAGAUUGUAGAGGACGUGCGGGAUGAGUGCAGCAAGUACGGGCUCGUCAAGUCUAUCGAGAUACCCCGGCCUGUGGAUGGCGUCGAGGUGCCCGGCUGUGGAAAGAUCUUUGUGGAGUUCACCUCUGUGUUUGACUGCCAGAAAGCCAUGCAGGGCCUGACAGGCCGCAAGUUCGCCAACAGAGUGGUUGUCACAAAGUACUGUGACCCCGACUCUUACCACCGCCGGGACUUCUGGUAGAGGCGGGCAGGGGAGGGUGGGGGCAGGGCUGGCUGGGGGCUUCUUCCUCCUCCGGUCCCCCUUUUCCCUCUCUGAAGAUGGGCAGAGGAGUGACAGCCGAAUGACAGCCGGCAGCAACUGGAAUGGCAGCAAUUAGGGGUGGGGGGUAGGGGGGUGGGGGGAUAGGGCAGGGAGGGGACUGGGGAGGUGUGCACACAGGCCCACUCAGACACACGCACCCAUACAGACACAGAGGGAAGGGGUUGGGAUGGGGAUGGGGUGCACAGUAGGGUGGGUAGGACCCCCAUAGCCCCUCCCAAAACAGCCUCUCCUCCUUUGGACCCCCUUCUCCCCUUCCCCCCAUGGUAGGAUUAUAGCGUGUUUAUAUUUUAUGGCCAAACUAUUUUGAAUUUUGUUGUCCGGCCUUCAGCGCCCAGCCCUCCCUUUUACCAGGACCACAGCUCCAUUCCUUUGGCCUCUGGUCCUCUCUGACCCCCUGGUUUCUUACAUAGUUGACUCUGUCCUCUUAGUCUCCCCGACCUGCGCCCAGCCCAGUGGCCCCUGUCCCUCUUCUCUCUGUGGCAGUUUCAUAUUUGCUAAGACGAAUUUGCUCAUUAAACAUUUUGUUGUAUUUUAUUUUA